Molecule: messenger RNA, 1767 nt
Organism: Odontomachus brunneus
Lineage: Eukaryota; Metazoa; Arthropoda; Insecta; Hymenoptera; Formicidae
Gene: DCTN2-p50
Product: dynactin subunit 2
Exons: 9
Coding region: 1-1233 (410 amino acids)
Biological process (GO): mitotic spindle organization
Cellular component (GO): centrosome; dynactin complex; cytoplasm
Source: RefSeq, a predicted model, not a curated record
AUGGCGGACCCAAAAUAUUCUGAAUUAGCUGGAAACACGUAUGAUCAGGUUGACGAUGCUAAACUUGUUUACGAAACAAGUGAUCUGCCAGAAUCAGAGCAAAUGCCGAUGUACUGUGAGGAUGAACCUGACAGCUCCUGCGUGGAACAGUUACAUAUUAGUGCUAAAGAAGCAUUCAACAAGUUUAAAGGCAAACAAAUUAUUGGAAAGAAUGUCGAUUUUUCAGAUCGCUUAUCAUACAAGCCUAGAACAGGAUACAAAUUUGGAGAUUGGGAUUGGGAACUAGUUAGUCAAGGUGAAAAGGAAUCUCCUCUACAGAAGUACCAACGAUUGCAAUGUGAAGUUAAAGAGUUAUAUGAAGAAGUGAAUGAGUUAAAGGAAAAAUCUAAAGAUGACCAAGAGAUCAAGUUUGCAAGUGAGAUUAUUUCUCAGACACAACAGGUAGAAAAGCAGUUAGUCUCCUUAAAACUAGAAGAAUGUUUAGGACCUGAUGUUGUGGCAAGUUUAUCAGAUCCACAAGGCACUAUGCUUAAGCAAUUGAUAUCACAGAUAGAGUUAUUUAAGCAAACCAACAUGCCUACGUCUAAGACAUCUUCGGAAGAUACGAAAAUUGAUGAAUCAGCUGAACGAGGUGUUCUGAAGUAUCAGAUGAUGUACUUACCAGAAAAGGCAAGAAUGCAAGAAGUUGCCAGGAUUGCACAACUGGAACAGAGACUCUGUUGCAUGGAAAAUCUCAUAGGUACAAGUAAUGACAAGCUCUCUAAAUUUUCACAGUAUUUAAAAUCCCAGGGCAUAAUGGAUGCUGUACAGCAGCUAGAAGCAAAGGCUUCGUUGUUGGAUGUUAAUCAAUUGGAUACUAUUGAAACAAGAUUAGGUACAUUGAUUUACCGGAUGGAUAGCAUUGCACAGAAAAAAGCGGCCACAGCACAAGAUUCGGAACAAGAACAGAAGAUUUCAGAGAUGUAUGAAGUAAUGAAGAAAAUGGACACUAUGUCACAAAUUUUGCCGCAAACCGUAAAUAGACUUGUAGUGCUAAGCGAGAUUCAUCAACAAGCUGCUAAUUUCAACAAAGCUUUAAUGAGAUUAGAAGAACUGCAAGCAGAAAUCACGUCAAACUUGGAAAGUAAUAAAUCUCUGUUGAAGGGAGUACAGGAAAGCUUUGCCUCCAACAUGGAAACUAUAAAAAGUAAUAUAGCACUGUUGGACGAGCGUGUUAAAAAACUUAAGAAGUGAUUAAAUGGAUGUAUUAAAUCUAGUUACGAAUACUUUGCUAGAUCGAUUCCAUUUUCUCAAAUCGCUUUAUUUAGAACACUCAUGCUCCUAUGAAAUUAAAUUAUUGUUUAUUAUUUAAUAAUUUUUUUCGAAUCACGCAAUUGUUUUAUUCAUUAAUUCUUUUUUAAUACUUUGAGUACACGAAUACUCUAUUUUUCGCAGUGGUAUAGUGUAUAAAAUAUGAGCCUAUUAUCUAAAAGUUGUUUUGGUAUAAAGCACAAACGAGAUAUAUCACCAUAUAUACACACACACAAACACACACACAUAUAUAUAUAUAUAUACACAUACAUAUAUAUAACAUGCGAACUAAAAUGAACUGAAAUUCUAAUAAAAAAAAACCUGCAAAUUUUAUUUAAUGUUACAUGAUGUGGGUGAAAUUCUCUGGCUUAUAUUAAGUGUAACUUAAUCAGUUAAUUCCUGUACAAAAUAAAAUGUAUCAAUUAAAAAUAUAAAAAUUCAAUACAAUUUUGGUAUAGGAUGAUAAGAUUGAAAAAA